AUGCAAGAUCCAGUAGUGAUAGAUAGUUUGAAGAAACUCCAGCUGAAAGGCUCUGAUUUAUCUGAGGAAUUUAACUCUAAAUUGUCUGAGUUAUAUAAGUGGUAUAACGACCAAUUAAACCUAAUUUCCGAUGAUAUGUUACACAUUUUAAAUAAUCCUAAAUCAUCUAAUAAAACUAGCAUAAAUAAUGAGAAUCCGCCAGAUAUUUGUGAUAAUGGUCCAAGAUUAAAGUCGAGGGAGCCCACGGGCGAGUUUGAUAUCAUCUUUACAAAAUCCAGCCCCCCCGAUAAAAUCAUCAAUGUCGAUAAUCCUGAACAUGCCACUAAGAGUUGGCCAAAAUUCUGGUUACAUGCUCUUCUGGGCUGUAAAACAACUCGUUUAUGGAUCUCUGAGAAGGAUUAUGACAUUCUGGAAUACUUGAACGAUAUCAGGGUUGAGGUUUUCGACUCGAAUGAAAUUGUUGAAUCUUUUGAAGUUACGUUCUAUUUCAACGAAAACCCGUAUUUCUCAAACUCAAAGCUGUGGAGGAGUUUUGACUUUGAUAGGAAUCUCAUAACCUCAGAGUCCAGCGAGAUUUACUGGACUUCAGAAGUCAUUGACGAUUCUUAUUUCGGGUUCUUUUCCUUCUUUAACACUCUGAUUGAGUAUGAGGACUUGAAGUUUGCAAUUUGCAUAAAGGAUAAGAUAAGAAGGAAUCCUCUCAAGUACGUGCUAAGGUAUCAGUCAGAGCUUUCCGGUGAUAAAGAACAAGAGUCCGACACAGAUGAUGAGGAAUAUAGUAGUACCAAGGCCGGCUCCAGAUAUCCAUUCUCUUGGCUGUUUCAAAAAUAA
Molecule: messenger RNA, 831 nt
Organism: Theileria parva strain Muguga
Lineage: Eukaryota; Apicomplexa; Aconoidasida; Piroplasmida; Theileriidae
Product: Nucleosome assembly protein (NAP) family protein
Exons: 3
Coding region: 1-831 (276 amino acids)
Biological process (GO): nucleosome assembly
Cellular component (GO): nucleus
Source: RefSeq, a predicted model, not a curated record